CGAGCAUUCAGUGUUCACUAUCACACGCGCCGUGUGAGCCAAGCGCGCGUUCUGUCUGUCUCUCAUUCAUCCCGGUGAAGGCUGCUCCACACUUUCUUCUUCUCUUCCUCCCCCUCACCUCUCCUCACCUCUCCUCUCUCCCUCCCCUCACGCCGGUGUAGCUGACUUUUUGAUGUUGUCUUUUCCCCUCCGCGGUGCCUUUCGGUCGGAGUAGUAGUGGAUGAUAUCAGCAGAGCUCCGUGUCUUGUUUUCUUCGCGAUACUACGGACUGGAGCGGAGACGAUAGAGGACACGAGCAUCACGACAGUUUUCUUUAUUUAUUUCUUGGACGGGGACGUCGCUAUUUAGAAAUUAAAGAAGAAUAUCCGCACCGAGCGGCGCUGACUCCCCGUUAAGUUUGGACGGAUUUUACGCACAGGUGCGCUAAAGGAUUUGAGAAAGGCAGUUGGCGGAUGGUUGUGGGUUUCGUGGAGAGGAGCCACUGCCUCUGCGCAAGUCUCAGAUGAAGAUGAAGUCUGCGGGCGUCGUGGAUGGAGGCUUGUUCACAGAGAGCUAUUGUAACAUCUGCAAUGCCCAGCUCAUCUCCGAGUCCCAGCGCACCGCUCACUACGAGAGUAAGAAACAUGCCAACAAGGUUCGCCUGUUCUACAUGCUUCACCCUGAAGAUGGAGGACCUCCUUCCAAAAGACUGAGGCCAGAUAAUCCAGAUUGUGCAGAGACAGAAGUGGACAGAAACAAGUGCUGUACCUUGUGUAACAUGUUCUUCACCUCCGCCAUUGUGGCCCAGUCCCACUAUCAGGGCAAAACCCACGCCAAGAGAGUCCGUCUGGUGCUGGGGGAGCCACCCACCCUACCCACAGCCAUUUCCAGCCCUACAAACGCAGAUUCCUCUCCUUCCACUCCGCUGCCUGCAGACCCUGCUGCGUGCCCCCCUCCUCCCGCGGCCCUACCCUGGCCCAUGGCGGUGGUCAGUGGAAACGGAGGGAGAGAGGCAGGAAAGUAUUGCUGCCUGUGUGGAGCCUGGUUCAACAACCCCCUGAUGGCCCAGCAGCACUACGAAGGCAAGAAACACCGCAGGAACGCAGCCAGGGCACGCCUCCUGGAGCAGCUAGCAGGCAGUCUGGAUGCCACGGAGAGCACAGGGCUGCGCAGUAGUUACUCUUGCAGUGUCUGCAGUGUGGUCCUCAACUCCAUCGAGCAGUACCAUGCACACCUCCAGGGCUCCAAGCACCAGAAUAACCUGAAGCAACACCAGCAGUAAGCCACUGAGACAGGCCACUCUGGAAAGAAGAAGAAGAAGAGAUGAAGACAGAGAGUAUUGGAAUAAACAACUGUUUGUUUGUUUUUUUUUUUAAAGGAGGACUUUUGUCAGAAAGCCGAAGAGAAAGUAGUGCAGAGUAACUUCAGUAUGUGUGUCUGUGUAUGUGUGUUUGUGCGUGUCUGCGCACAUGUCUGCUGUAAGCGUGUGUGGGUCAUUGUGAGUGUGUUAAUUUCUAUCUUUAUUCUAAAAAAAUAUAUCUUUAAAAUUUAUUCAGCACCUUGUGUUUGAUGAGUUCAGCCAUCAGAAGACCUGAGGCUGCUUAUUGCCAUUUAACUCUUGUGUGAACCACAAUCCUAAAAUUCAACUGAUGUCAGUGCAUUGACCAGAGUGAUAACAACCAUUACAAUGAUCGUCAUAGAACAGCAGGACUAAUAACUCUGUAACCAACAGUCCCCCAAGUGCUCUGACAGUGAUUCGAGUCAAGUUUUUUGUUUCUACAUGUAUUCAGUAUGCGGUGAUGCUGAUGGCGGCACAAGCCUGGCUCACUUUCAGACCACUUGAGACCUACUCAGGCCCAGACUUUCAAAUCCAAGGAUGAGAAAACUCCCAAUGACCUCAGCCAUUACAGAUCGCAUGAAUUUCCACAACUUCAAAAAGCUACUUUCGGUUCGGAUCUAGUGCCAUCUAUCGUUGUGUCGGAUUGGUCUAUUUUCAAAUGGUGGAUGUAUCAUUUUGAAACCCAUCUUCAUGUUUUCAUACAAUCAAAACCCAGAGAUAAAAGAGCGAGAAAAGCAGUAGAGAGACUUUAAAAUUCCUGUUCUCAAGAGGGUCUGUGCAACGUUGUGAAUCGUCUACUGUUGAAAACAUUCCCACAGCACUAAAUACUGAUGUCAGAUGCUGUCCGGAGGUGACUAAACUUCUCUCUGCGAAGGGCAACAUGUAGAUAUUUUUGUUUAUUUUUCUGUUGCUAUGGCCAGAGGGGAGGGGAAAAAAACAACUUGAUUCCCAAUCCAUGUAGCAGCCAAUGUACAAUACAACUGGGAUGUAAUUCAAUGCAUGCAAAAUGUAAAACGUUGCAUUCACUUGCCUUUUUGAAACCUAUUUCUUGCGCGUUUUGGCAAUAGAGCUGCUUUCUAGUGAUAGCUUCGUAAUGCAUUACUGGACAUGCUUGUAAAUGACCAAAGAGGUCACCUUUUAGUGCUGAACUGGCUUCCUCACAACAUCUUAUUUUUUCAUCAAAGAAGUGAAAAAAACCUUUCAACCUUUUGAUACCUAGAUAUUAUAUUAAUCACCGCUGUAUAACAACCUCAUCUGUAGUGUCUUCAGAGUGUCUGAAGUGUGUCUGUAGCACCAUAAGACGAGCAAAGAGAAGACAAGCUCCACUUUCCUGUGCUGGCACUGAGAUUGGCCCUGAGUAACAUUUCUCUUUAAGAUGAAAAACACAGCACUCAAUGCUAAGCUAUUCCUCUGUUAGUUCUUGUUGGUUUGAGCUGUUUUUUUUUUGUCUGUAAACACAUUAAAAAAAGUUUUAUAUUUUC
Amphiprion ocellaris (clown anemonefish) is the source of this 2799-nucleotide messenger RNA. RefSeq names its product zinc finger protein. The transcript has 7 exons. The coding region runs from base 503 to 1261 and encodes 252 amino acids. Gene Ontology annotation, molecular function: nucleic acid binding; zinc ion binding. The record is from RefSeq and is a predicted model, not a curated record. Lineage: Eukaryota; Metazoa; Chordata; Actinopteri; Pomacentridae.